This is a messenger RNA of Durusdinium trenchii, 693 nucleotides long. The record is from the annotation of a GenBank genome assembly. Lineage: Eukaryota; Dinophyceae; Suessiales; Symbiodiniaceae.
AUGUUUGUUGUACUUGCAACUUACCACGACGAUUUGGAAGUGCCGGCAGGGGUGGUCAUUAUGAGAAAGGAGAGAUUCCAGGAGCUUCGCAACAAGGGCGUGAGCCUCCCUCACCUUGCAGACUACAUCCGGCUGCGUAUGAUGCAGGGAGAUGGCGGUUGGCUGCUUGACGUCAAUGUCUUGUGGUUGAGGCCACCGCCAAAGCAGACUGAAGAGCUCAACUUCCACAUGUUCUCUUCCUUGCGUGCGAGACCGGGUAGCACGUGGCAGGGCAAGCUGGCUGAGUUUCGUAAGUGGUCGACUCAGUACCUCGCAAUGCCUGGUGACGAGUUGUUUGUUGCGACGCCUUUCUAUGCUCCAGCCUCUUCGCUUUGGCCGGCAGAACUGGUGCGCAAAAUGGAGCUUCACUUCAACGAUUCCGGCUUCGGCGACUACAAUGGGAUCAUGCAGCUUUCGCAGGAGCUACUCUCAAAGCACGGGCUGGAACAGUCGGUUUCGCCGUGGAGUGCCUUCUGCCCGCUUCACUACUGGUCUAGCAGUCCGUUGAAAAAGCGGAAGGAGAGUGAGGGGGAGGCGACGCGCAUCCUGGAGGACCCGGCCACCUUUGGAGUGGCAGCCUUCUGGCAAAGCAUCAGGACCGAAAAGUCCCAGUUCCAAGUUGCAGAGCAGGGCUCCACCUGGCGCUUCUUGUGA